AUGUCCAAUAUCACGACGAAUCUAACUUGUAGAGCCGUACACCGUAGAGGAAUGACAGCUCGUCAAUUUCGAACCGUGUUCGACUAUAUUACCACAAAUAACAUCUUACGGGAUCCGCUAAUCCUCGUCGGACGCCAACCGCUUGAGAUCAGAUAUACUCAUCUCAUGGGUUGGAUACAUGAACUGAUGCACAACAUUACUGCAAUUUCAGUCAAUCGCUAUAUACUUCAAGAAUUAAUUCAUUCAGUAUUACAGAAGAAACAUUUACAGAAUUUAGCUGUAUCCGCUCACGCGGCUCGCAUGAACAGAGUUUUAGGAGCUCACCAAAUGGUCUACUUCCUUAAUAGAAGAAGAGUGCGAGUCACGCAAGAGGAUGAAGAAUACCGACUUAGUUCACAGAUGCACAUGCCACCUCCAUGGCCGGAGGAACCGGAGUCGUAUAUCCAAACCCUCCAGCACGGACGAGUACUUGCAGAUCUCGUCAAUGGACAGACGUCUGCAGGAACAUGCCCGAGGCCAAUAGCGCCCAAUAGUUCAACGUCCAGUCCAGCCUCUAAGGACAAUAGAAGGUUUCAAGGCUAG
Messenger RNA from Ostertagia ostertagi, 582 nucleotides. Lineage: Eukaryota; Metazoa; Nematoda; Chromadorea; Rhabditida; Trichostrongylidae. The record is from the annotation of a GenBank genome assembly.